Cylas formicarius (sweet potato weevil) is the source of this 1181-nucleotide messenger RNA. RefSeq names its product oxysterol-binding protein-related protein 11. The record is from RefSeq and is a predicted model, not a curated record. NCBI's taxonomy places the organism in Eukaryota, Metazoa, Arthropoda, Insecta, Coleoptera, Brentidae. The transcript is spliced from 3 exons. The coding region runs from base 52 to 756 and encodes 234 amino acids.
ACGUGGUUAUUGCGUCAAAAUUCAUAUUCUAGUUUUCGUGAUCUAAGUUUUAUGCACUCCACUCUAUUUAAUCUCAGUGGUCCACGUACCUUCUGUGCUAAGCAGGCAACCAACGAUACGUCCAGCGGAUUUAAGUCUGUUAUGGAUCUCCACACAAAGGAGAGACAUUUUUCCGGGCAGCUAUACAAAUAUACAAAUGUAGUUAAAGGAUGGCAAUAUCGUUUCUUUCACGUAGAUGCAAAUGCGGGACUCUUGGAUUAUUACCUAUGCGAAGGUGAGAAGCCGGAAAGCAUGGUGCCGAGAGGUUCAAUGCAUUUGGCUGGUGCUGUAAUUUGCCCCAGUGACGAGGAUUCUCGAACAUUUACAGUAAAUGGUUCAUCCGGUGAUAUCAUAAAAUUAAGGGCUACAGAUGCAAAGUCUAGGCAGGAAUGGGUUAACAUGUUAAGAGCUGUCGCGGAAUCUCAUACAAAGGCGAUAAGCGCAGGGAGCCCCCCUCUGCCACCGAAAGAGCAUCUGGCAGUCCUUGACGCGUUGAAUUCGGUGCGUUCGCAGCUGCAUCAAACAGAGCAGGCGGACUCGGCCUUGUGUCGAGCGAUAGAAUCGUCGGGAGUCUCGUUAUCCAUCGAUCCUAAUUUUUUGCUGUUAAAAGCAACUUCAGCGGCCUCCUUGCAUUGUUUGAAUCAGUGUUUGAGCAUAUUACAAAAGAAUCAGCACUCGCUGCAGAGUCGGACAGGGUUCGUUGUAGAUGAGGAUUAAUAUUUAAAUAAUAUUAGUUGGAUCUGCUAUGGGAAUGAAUGUUUUCGGAUGUUGAAGGAUGGCUGUUGCUUGAAAUUGCCAGCCCAGAGAUAGAUAGUUUUGAAAUUUGUACAUAUCAUCUCAUAUAUAUAAUCGUAGGCAUUACUGAUUAGGAGCUAUUAUGGACCUGUGAACAAAUGUGCUAGUAUAAUGCAAUUUGUAUAAUUUUAGACGAACACUUAGACAAAUUUUGUAAAUAUUUAUACUAAUAUAACUUUUGUAUCUUUGAUAGGAGGAAACUUAAAAAAUUGCAUUUACCUAUAGUGAAGCUGAGUUUCAAGAAAUGGAAUACGUUGUGAUGUGACUGUCGUUAUGUGUAUUGCAGCUUUAUACAUUCGGUGAUUUUUUUUUGUAUAUAGUGUAAAUAUUAAUAAAUUAUGUCUUAA